Molecule: messenger RNA, 1503 nt
Organism: Fonsecaea nubica
Lineage: Eukaryota; Fungi; Ascomycota; Eurotiomycetes; Chaetothyriales; Herpotrichiellaceae
Exons: 4
Coding region: 1-1503 (500 amino acids)
Biological process (GO): vesicle-mediated transport; small GTPase-mediated signal transduction; protein geranylgeranylation
Cellular component (GO): cytoplasm; nucleus; cytosol
Molecular function (GO): GDP-dissociation inhibitor activity
Source: RefSeq, a predicted model, not a curated record
AUGGAGAGCCUGAGUGACGAAGACUGGGAUGUUGUCAUAGCUGGGACUAGCAUCCCCCAGUCGCUUCUGGCGUUGGCCCUUUCCCGCUCGGACAAGAAGAUCUUGCACGUCGAUCGCCAUUCUUAUUAUGGAGGUGAUGACGCCGGUUUGAGUCUCGACGACGCCCAGGGCUGGGUCGAAGACUUGCGGCAGUUUCAAAGCACAGUAUUCAAAGAUGCCUCCAUAACGAGCUAUGCCGACGGCGGAUCUGGGUCAACCUCUGCACUUGGACCCUCCCGCUCGUAUACCCUAAGCUUGAACCCUCAAAUCAUCUAUGCCAAAUCCGAGUUUCUUCCCUACCUGGUCUCGUCACAGAUUCACACCCAACUGGAGUUCCUUGCCGUUGGAUCUUUAUGGGUACUGGGUAAUGGUAAAUUGCAGAAGAUUCCCAGCACCCGCGAGGAUGUGUUCAAUGAUGAAUCACUGUCAAUGAAGGACAAACGUGGCCUGAUGAAGUUCUUGAGAUAUGUUAUGCAACAGGAGGAGGAAUCGACAACCCCCUCAGACGAAGACAAUGCUACGAUAUCGCUAGGGACUGCUUUGUCGACAAAGUUCAGAAUUCCUGAUUCCCUGCAGACUCCGUUGGUGGCACUCGCGCUGUCUCCUGUUGCUGCGGACUCAAUUCCUUUCGACAAGGCCCUCGCCAGGAUCAGGAGACAUAUGAGGUCUAUGGGACAUUUCGGUCAAGGCUUUGGCGGGGUCGUUGCAAAGUAUGGCGGCACUGCAGAAAUCUCACAAGUUGCCUGUCGUGCCAACGCUGUGGGCGGAGGCGUGUAUCUCCUGGGACAUGCCCUACAGGCUCUGAGUGAGCCGGGUAAUAUAUCUGAUCUCGACAGUGCAGCUGGCGGAGAUAUACCAAUCAUUGAAUGCACACUUUCCGACGGCACCCGGAUUCGGACUCGGUAUGUCGCUGGCACCAACGAUGAUGUUCCCACUUCGAAAGACGCCGUGGAAACAGUGGCCUCGUUCUGCACUACCUGGAGGUCUAUCAACAUCAUUGCGCACCCGUUAAAAUCAAUGUUUCCACCAACAUCAGACAAUGGCCCUGUCCCCGCAGUGACGGUUGUUCUGGCCGAUGAUGGUGCUCCCGAGCAUGACAAGGAUCCUGUUUAUCUGCAGAUUCACUCAGAGGACACAGGAGAAUGUCCUGCUGGUCAAUGUCUCAUCUAUGCCUCAGUUGUUUCUGAAGACUCCACCUCCAGAAGCCGGCUUGAAACUGCUGUGAAGGCAUUCCUCGACACUGUCGGCGCAAAAGAUUCGCUGUUGUGGUCGCUCUCGUAUCGAGCUUUGGGACCUGCUAUAGAUUCAACUUUGAAUACCCCUCUGUCCGGGGAGCAACCAGGGGUCAUUGUGUUUCCACCCAGACCGCAAGAGCUUGCCUUUGAUGAUGGUAUACUUCAUGCAGUCAAUGACGCUUGGCAGAAAAUCCUGGGGCCAGAGGCUGCUCGGCCAGCACGUUUCUGA